Messenger RNA from Camellia sinensis, 3709 nucleotides. RefSeq names its product RNA-dependent RNA polymerase 2 (gene RDR2). Gene Ontology annotation, cellular component: nuclear RNA-directed RNA polymerase complex. Gene Ontology annotation, biological process: siRNA processing. NCBI's taxonomy places the organism in Eukaryota, Viridiplantae, Streptophyta, Magnoliopsida, Ericales, Theaceae. Gene Ontology annotation, molecular function: RNA-directed RNA polymerase activity; RNA binding. The record is from RefSeq and is a predicted model, not a curated record.
UAAACGAAGCAAUAACAUAGAACCCUGUUUGCACAAUUCCUCACUCACUCCGAAGUAACAAAACCCUGUCGGAAAAAUCUCUCUCCCUCUCUCUCUCUCUCUCUCUGUGCCAUGGCUGUGGACAGACCCACAGUGAGGGUCUCAAACAUUCCUCAAACAGCCAUAGCCAAGGACCUCUUCGACUUCUUCGAGUCCACAAUCGGCAAAGGCUCUGUCUACGCUUGCGAAAUCGUCAGCGACCGCAAGAACUGGAAAUCCAAAGGUUUCGGCCGAGUCCAAUUCGAAACCCUCGAUUCCAAAUCAAACGCCACACGCCUCUCCCAAGAGGGCAAGCUUGUCUUCAAAGGGUUCGUCCUGUUUCUCUCCGCCUCCUUCGAUGACGUCAUAGCCCGGCCCGUCGAGCCCUCGAAUCGAGUCGAGAAUGGGGUUCUGCAUUGUGGGUUGAUGGUGAAACAUGAUUGCAUGAGUGUGUUGGAGUCUUUUGACGGUGUCAAGGCUUGGGUUAUGCCCGAAAGGAAGAGUCUUGAGUUCUGGGUUGUUCAUAGUGGGGAGUGUUAUAAGUUGGAUUUACAGUUUGAUUAUGUUUUGGAGACUAAGGGGUGUCGUUUGGAUAGUGAGAAACCCAAUGCUGUGCUUCUCAAGGGUAGAAUUGCAGCUCAAGUGGCUAAACCUGGUACAACUUUAGCCCAACCAGAUAAGUUUGGAGCCUCGAUUGGAGCAUUAGUGCAUAAGCUCAAGCAUGCUCCAAAGAUAUACCAAAAAAUUUCUGGACCUAAUGUCAAUUCAAAGUUUGGUGCUAACCGGUACCACAUCUGCAAGGAAGAUUUUGGGUUUCUUUGGGUACGCACUACAGAUUUUUCCGGAAUGAAGUCAAUCGGGCAAUCAUCUUCACUGUGUUGGGAAAUCAAUGAAGAAUUAUCAACUUUUGAUAAUUUUACCAGUUUGCCCUAUUAUACGAAAGAUGUAAAAGAUCUUAUUCUAGAAGAAGGGGAAGAAUUUGGUUCUACGUCCGAGGUAGUUCCACUUGUCAGUUGUCAAUCAGAUUCUAAAUUAGCAUAUGAGAUCCUUUUCCAACUCAAUUCCCUUGUUCACACCCAAAAAAUUAGUCUUGCUUCAGUGGAUAAUGAUCUGAUUGAGAUCCUCAGCAGUUUAGACAUUGACACUGCAAUGAUGGUUCUUCAGAAAAUGCAUAAGCUGCAAUCCACUUGUUACGAGCCCGUAUCGUUUAUUAAGACCCGGCUGCAUAUUUUAAAGAAAAAUAGUAAUGGUAAGAAUCUGCCUUCAUUAUCUCUCAGCAGGUUAACAAAUCACAACACAAUGAGUUGUCAUAGAGUCCUCAUUACACCGUCGAAGAUUUACUGCUUAGGGCCAGAGCUCGAAUCCUCAAAUUACGUUGUGAAGAAAUUUGCUUCGUAUGCUUCUGACUUCCUGAGAGUUACUUUUGUUGAAGAAGACUGGAGUAAGCUUUCGUCUAAUGCCAUUUCCACAAGUAUUCAGCAAGGUAUCUUUGCGAAACCUUACAGAACCAAUAUAUAUCAUCGAAUUUUGUCUAUUCUUCGAGAAGGGAUUGUGAUUGGAGACAAAAGAUUUCAAUUUCUCGCUUUCUCAGCUAGUCAACUCCGUUCAAAUGCUGUGUGGAUGUUUGCUUCUAAUGAGAAUGUGAAAACCGAAGAUAUUAGAGAUUGGAUGGGCUGCUUCAAUAAGAUUCGCAGCGUGUCAAAAUGUGCUGCAAGGAUGGGUCAAUUAUUCAGUUCUUCUACGCAAACUCUGGAAAUCUCUGCACAAGAAGUUGAGACUAUUCCUGAUGUCGAAAUUACCUCUGAUGGUGUUGGUUACUGCUUCUCUGAUGGCAUUGGAAAGAUUUCCAACUCUUUUGCUAGACAAGUUGCUCAGAAGUGUGGAUUAAAUCAUACUCCUUCGGCAUUUCAAAUUCGAUAUGGUGGCUAUAAAGGUGUCAUAACCGUUGACCGUAAUUCCUUCAGAAAACUAUCUUUACGUAGUAGCAUGCUUAAAUUUGAAUCAAAAAACAGGAUGCUUAAUGUCACUAGUUGGAGCGAGUCCAUGCCUUGCUACUUGAAUCGGGAGAUUGUUUCCCUUUUGUCCACCUUGGGAGUAGAAGACACGGCUUUUGAGGCUAUGCAAGAUCAACAACUUUGCCUUCUGGGCAAAAUGCUGACGAGUAAAGAGGCAGCAUUGGAUGUUCUCGAGAGCAUGGGUGGGAGAGAUGCUAAAGGCAUUCUAGUAAAGAUGUUGCUUCAAGGUUACGAGCCAAACAUGGAACCUUACCUCUCUAUGAUACUUAGAGCACACCAUGAUAACCAGUUGUCUGAUUUAAGAACCCGGUGCAGAAUAUUUGUCCCACAGGGACGGAUCCUAAUUGGAUGUUUGGAUGAAACGGGCAUUUUAAACUAUGGCCAAGUUUAUGUCCGCAUUACCAUGACUAAAGCAGAACUGCAAGCUGGAGAGCAGAGUUUCUUUCAGAAGAUAGACGAGACAACAUCUGUAUUGAUUGGGAAGGUUGUAGUAACAAAAAAUCCGUGUCUUCACCCAGGAGAUAUUAGAGUCCUCGAGGCUGUCUAUGAGGUUGCAUUAGAGGAGAAGGGUUGGGUGAAUUGCGUCAUCUUCCCCCAGAAAGGAGAAAGGCCUCAUCCAAAUGAAUGCUCUGGCGGUGAUCUUGAUGGAGACUUGUAUUUUAUAAGCUGGAAUGAAAAUCUUAUCCCACCCCAAACUGUGACCCCAAUGGACUACACUGGGCGAAGGCCUCGUCUAAUGGAUCAUGAUGUGACUUUGGAGGAAAUCCAUAAAUUCUUUGUUGAUUACAUGAUCAAUGAUACUCUGGGCACUAUCUCUACCGCUCAUUUGAUCCAUGCAGACCGUGAACCAAGUAAGGCUCUGAGUUCAAAAUGUCUUCAGUUGGCAACCCUUCAUUCAAUGGCCGUUGAUUUUGCAAAGACCGGAGCUCCAGCUGAGAUGCCUAGGUUUUUGAAACCGAAGGAGUUCCCAGACUUCAUGCAAAGGUGGGACAAGCCCAAUUACAUCUCCAAGGGAGUUCUGGGCAAACUCUACCGUGCCACCGUUAACUCACCAGUGCAUGAAAGUGCAGUCCUUGUUUGGUCUGAGAAGAUUGCCCAGGAUGCUUAUGAUCAUGAUCUCAUUGUAAAUGGUUUUGAAGACUUCAUUGAAGUUGCACAAAGCCACAAGGAGAUGUAUUUGGACAAAAUGAGCACCCUAAUGAAUUUUUAUGAGGCAGAGAGUGAAGAUGAGAUACUUACAGGCAAUUUGCGUACAAAAUCAGCUUAUCUGCUAAGGGAUAAUAGGAGAUACGGGGAAAUGAAGGAUAGAAUUCUGGUGUCGGUUAAGAGCCUAUAUAAGGAGGCAAAAGGGUGGUUUGAGAGUAGCUGCAAGGCAGACCAGCAACAGAAGAUGGCAUCGGCUUGGUAUCAUGUGACUUAUCACCCAUCCUAUUGCAAGGAAAGCAUUCAUUGCUUGGGAUUUCCAUGGAUUUUAGGCGAUAUUUUGUUGAAUAUAAAGUCCGUGCAGAGUAGAAAAUUAUCAGCAUGAAUACCAUAUCUUGGUACGGAAGAGGGCACAAUUCUGCAAAAUUUUGAACCCAAACAUUGCAACAUGUAUCCAAAUUACAUUAUGACCCGUUUGUUUUAUAUUGGAACUCUGUUUGAAUGCAUGUAUUGUUUCUUUCUUUUUUACUUUA